GCGCGUUACUGACGCGACCGUGCCGUUCCGGAAAUACGAUCUGAACAACGCGUCUCCUCCGCUGCUCGGUGAACUCAAUGGCUGAGGCGGAGGAACUCAUCCAGAGCGUCUGCGCUUACCCGUUGCUUUAUAACGCGUCGCUGCUCGAUUAUCGCAGCGCGGAGCGGCGCGUGAAAGCGUGGCGUGAGGUCGCCGCGUCCAUCGGUCUCUCCGUGGUGGAGUGCAAGCGCAGAUGGAAGACCAUCAGGGACAGAUUCAUCCGAGAGCGGAGGCUGUGUCAGCUGAGGAGGGAAGAAGGAGGCCGCCGCCUGCAUUUCUGGCCGCACAGAGAAAGCCUGUCGUUUCUGGAGGCUCACGUCAGGAAGAAGAAGCGUGUCGCUGAGCAUCCGGACGACUCUCUGGACGAGUGCAGCGGCGGAGACUCCAAGCCCGGUCUGGAGACAGACGAGCAGUUCGAGUCGAAGCUCCAGCCGGUGACCCAGCUGCCUCCGGGACUGAAGCUGCCGCAGCCGCCCGCUCCGACCGUCACCAGCGAGCUCCACGGCAAGACGGAGAAAGAGAAGGAGGCCUUCGACGAGGACGAGCUGUUUCUCUUGAGUUACGUCCCUGCCCUCAAAAGACUGACGCCGCAGAAAAGAGCCGCCGUCAAGAUGCAGAUCCAGCAGAUCAUGUUUGACGCCGAGUUUAAAGAGCAGCUCUGACUUCUGCAGCUCACUCCAAACAUUUCUUUCUCUGCAUACCUCCGUGUGUGCUGAAAUAAACUGCCUCGGCUUUCGUUUAGUUAGUUAUCGCUGCAAAAGAGCCUGUUUUGUAAAAUAUGACACUGCAAGAAAAACUAAAAUAUGUAUAC
Sinocyclocheilus grahami is the source of this 850-nucleotide messenger RNA. RefSeq names its product transcription factor Adf-1-like. Gene Ontology annotation, biological process: regulation of transcription by RNA polymerase II. NCBI's taxonomy places the organism in Eukaryota, Metazoa, Chordata, Actinopteri, Cypriniformes, Cyprinidae. The transcript is spliced from 2 exons. The coding region runs from base 78 to 701 and encodes 207 amino acids. Gene Ontology annotation, cellular component: nucleus; transcription regulator complex. Gene Ontology annotation, molecular function: DNA binding. The record is from RefSeq and is a predicted model, not a curated record.